Messenger RNA from Gambusia affinis (western mosquitofish), 1155 nucleotides. RefSeq names its product RIB43A domain with coiled-coils 2 (gene ribc2). The transcript has 7 exons. The record is from RefSeq and is a predicted model, not a curated record. The coding region runs from base 69 to 1094 and encodes 341 amino acids. Lineage: Eukaryota; Metazoa; Chordata; Actinopteri; Cyprinodontiformes; Poeciliidae.
CUUGUUACCUAGCAACCAGUUUGUUUUCAGAGUGAGAGAAGAAGGUGAAGGCUGCUUCCGAGUCAGAAAUGUUUCAGGUGGAGUUGCCUCGCGAGCGAAAAGCCAGAGAGAGCGUGGAGCGGCGCCGGAGCAAUGAGACGGACCGGCGGGAGAGGAUUUUUAAUGAUAAAUUCAGGACUAUCGGGGUGGAUAAAGAGGCUUUAGAUCUGCAGGUGAUAGAGAAGCUGAAACAAAAAUCACAAUUAAAAAAUCAAGAAGACGCUCACAAUGCUGAGGUGCAGCAGUACAACCGAGCAGCGGGCCUCCUCCAGAGGCGACAUGAGGAGGCGGACCGCUUGGAACACCAGGCCCGAGCCGCGUUCUGGCACCAGAACCAGAAUCCUCAGAGCCGCCGCGAAUUCGACCUCAACGACCCGGCCGCCCUGAAGAAAACCCAGUCCCAGAUGGUUCUGCCGGGCCUGUUGGGCGAGGACCCGGAGUCCGGCAGCCGGCAGCAGAGGCAGCAGGAGCAGCUGAGGGACUGGCUGCUGCAGCAGCGGAACGAGCUGCAGCAGAAACGGCUGCAGAAUAAGCUCAACGCGCUGCUCGACGACCGGAACAGAGAGGAAAUGGACCGCAGAGCGAUGGAGCUGCAGAACCUGGAGAUGGCCAAGAGAAAAGCCGACCUCAUCAACGACGCAAACUACAACGUAGCAAAGCUGGAGGAGAAAAUGAACCGGGAACGGCAGCAGCGUGAGGAGAUCGCGCUGAGCGCCCUGAGCAUCCCCGCCCUCUAUCCCGGCGCCAACAAGAAGGAUCCUGCAGAGCCGCUGCAGCAGGUCACCCAGUUCCAGCUGCGGCAGGUUCUGGAGAAGAAGAGGCUGGACAUGGAGAGGAAGCAAAGGGAGAAGGACCAGGACUGGCUCCUGCUGGACUCGGCCCGCAGCGCCCUGCUGCUGCAGCGGCUGCAGGAGAAGCAGAACAAGCAGCUGAGGAAACAGCUGGACAGCGUCAACGCUCAGCUGGCCCAGAUCCGGCUGCAGGAGAUGCCAGACCUGAAGAGGGGGCGGAUCGACGACGUCUUCUUCACCCAGUUCAACACCUGCAGCAGAUGAUGCACGAUGACAUCACAGCGCCGCGGUGCGACGAUCAGACAUUAAACUGAAAUAAACUGUU